GAAAGAAUGACAUACAAACUGAAGGACGUCUGAAGUACUCGAUGGUAGUUCUCUUGAACGAGCACACACCUGUGUUUGGAAGGGAUUGUUAUAGGACGACCGUCCUUCGAACGUGUACUAAAUAAAGGAUUUUAUAAUGGAUUACAGUACACAUCAAGAAGUUUGCGAUAGGCUCUAAAUGAUAGAUCUCAUGGAACAGAAGAUAGUUUGCAUAUCAGAUACAGAGAGAUUAGAAAGCUGCCAACUCUGAUUGAGAAAUGGUGUCCGGAAUAUAUCGUCUGCUAGCGUUCCUAACCCUGAUGUGAAGUUUGAUUUAGUUGGUGGAUUUGUUUAAAGCAGAAGUAUUCUACAACCAUGACUGGAAGGCAACGGGGAAUGUCCUUUGAAGUGAAGAAGAAUGAGAAAGCAGAAGAUUACUAUAUCGUGAAGGAAGAACUUGGCAAGGGUAAAUUUGGUAUCGUAUACCGCUGCGAGGAGAAGUCUACGGGUAAGACAUGGGCGGCCAAGUAUGUGAAGACGAUCAGAGCGAAAGACAAAGAGGCCGUUCAACGAGAGAUCGACCUCAUGUCAGAGCUGGAGCAUCCAUCCCUCAUGGCGCUCAUCGAAGCUUAUCAAUCAUCGAGACAGACUGUCAUGAUCCUCGAGUGUAUUACAGGAGGAGAGUUAUUCGAGAGGAUAGUGGACGAUACAUUUGACCUUACAGAGAGCGAGGUCAUCAGCUAUAUGAGGCAGAUCUGCGCAGGCGUACAACACAUGCAUCAUCACAACAUCAUGCAUCUUGAUCUUAAACCGGAGAACAUUAUGUGUGUGAACCGAACGGGCUUUCAACUCAAGAUCAUCGAUUUCGGAUUGGCCAGGAAGUACGAACCGGACAAUGACGUCAAGGUUUUAUGUGGAACGCCGGAGUUCGUUGCCCCGGAAGUAAUAAGCUAUGAUGCUAUAACUCCAUUGACAGACAUGUGGAGUGUGGGGGUCAUCUGUUAUGUUCUACUGAGUGGACUGUCACCUUUCUUGGGAGACUCGGACUCAGAGACAUUGAAUAACGUCACAAUGGGAGAAUGGGACUUUGAAGAUGAGGCUUUCGAUGGUAUCUCCAACUGUGCAAAAGAUUUCAUUUCAGAUUUACUCGUCAAAGAUCAAAGAGAUCGUACGAGUGUAGAUGACAGCUUCAAACACCCCUGGUUGAGUGAACUGAGUACUAGAACCAAGGCUUGUGAGACCAAACUAUCCACAAAAAGACUCAAGAAGUUUUUGGCAAGACGACGCUGGCAGAGAACGGCAAAUGCAGUUCGCGCCAUUGGGCGUAUGAGUGCUCUUCGCUUGGUUUCUCAACGAAAAGCAAGUCAAUCGAACGGUAGUACACCAAGCGAGAAGAACCCAACCUCACCAUCCCCUUCAAGUAGUAGUAUCAGCUCUCCUGUGAAACAUCCUACAGAGGGGCAGGGCAGUGAGCGUACCCCUAACGCCGAAUCGAAGAUAAAAGAAAAGGCAGAGAUCGAUAAGGGUAUUGAUCAGCAAGGUAGUGCAACCAAUACAGUGCCUUGUGUUGAUCAGGAGAAGCCUGUGAACACACGCAGUGAUAGGAACAGUUAUGAGAAACCUUCUGAGACAAACGGUAGAGCCUUGUCCUUUACUUUAGACUCGGACGUGGAGAAUGAUAGCGGUCUUGACUUAUCCUUGGAUCAGACUGCUCUAGGAAAGCAGAGUGACAGAUCAUCCCAGAAUUCAGUCAACGAAGGACGAGACGAGCUACCUGUUGACUCUGGUAUUAAAACGAAUGGUAUUUCAGAUAUCACACGUGAUCAAAGCUUAAAGGUUGAUAAGGAUGAUCAGCUGCGUAAUUCUGUAAUCGACACUAAUUCUGUGACAUCAUCUUCAGCUGAUAAGAGUGAUAUCAGCGUGUGUUCUGAUGCGAGUGAAGAUACCAGUGACCCAGGAGUAAACAUGGACCGCUAUCUCUACGAUCCUAAUAAGGGGGUUAAGAACCAGGCUGCUAAAUGGGAGGGUCGUCACGACAGUCCAGAUAGGAAGUCCACCAAGCAAACGACAGGUGGACAAUCACCUCCGCAGCAAGCACCGGUCUUCAGGCAGAAGUUCCGACAUUGUGAGGUGAUCGUCGGGUCAGUGGCUUGCUUCGAAUGCCGUGUCGAUGGUCACCCGAGUCCGGACAUCAUCUGGUAUAGGAACGGAAAGAGGGUGCAGGAGAGUGAGAGGUCAAGGAUCAUGAAGGGUGGUGAGGAUGUCCAUUCUCUGGUCAUCAAGGAGGUCACUAAAGAUGACCAGGGCACCUACAUGUGUGAAGCUAGGAGUCCCGCAGGAAAGGCUCGCUGCAGCGCCAGGCUUGUGGUACAGCAACAUCCAGUAGUGUCUAACAAUCACGAGGAUAAAAGUUCACCCCCUGAAACUACAGAGUCACCUUCGAGACAGAACAGCACAGGCCGCAAGUUCUGGCAAUUCAGCUCGAGCAAGAAUAAGGAUCAGAGAGGGGACAAAUUGGCAACGUCAUCCAAGUCUUCUACUCCCGCAGCCGCUGCGAGCAAACAAUCAUUCUUCAGUUUAGAUCGGAAAGGAUCGUCACGCACUGAGUCUGAGCGGUCUGAGCCUCGCCGUGAGCAGCGAGCUACUCGCACUUCUACGGCAUCGUCUCCACGGUCCCAAUCAGGCUCCAGCAAAUCAGCCGUCGAUAAAUUGAAAGAGAGAGCUGAAGCAUUUACCAAGCAAUACGAAAGGAAAAAAGAAGAGAGGCAGUCGUUAUCUGAUCGUGAACCACGUCGCUCAACUAAUAUCUCGAAUUAUCUGCAACGAUACACUCGGAGUGCGUCGGCAGAGAGAAGUAGUAGUUUUAGCAUCGGGAGCACCUCGAGCCCGAGUAGGCGAGGGAGCAGCGCAUCGACAUCAGACGAACCCGACCUCGCGCCUUAUUCACGACCACGGCUAGCCACCUACGCGACCAUGAUUCGGUCGACGCAAAGCAUUGGAGCGCUCAGCGCAAAGUUUGAGGCGGGCAAAGCAAACGGAACUGAUACAAGGAAAGGAAAUUCAUCAACACUACCGAGAAAAGAUCUCAAAUAUAAUGCUAACUUGGAUGCUAAAAAGGCACUUUUUAGUAGCACCAGCAAUGGAACGACAAAUUCUUCUCCAGUCAAGAGUAAAACGAGAGAACCUGUUUCGGUCCUCUCACGGGCAGCAGUCACAUCACCACCGUCGACGUCAUCGUUACGAUCAAAAUUCGAGUCGAAAUCAAAUGGAGAUAAAGAUGCGCCUUUCACCCGCACGACACCGGUCCGACAAUCAACAGGAAGGCUCUCAUAUCUAGACAAAAUGGAAACAAAGGAGAGAGACUCAUCCCCUUCCUCGUCGUCAUCGUCAUCGUUCAGUAGAUCAUCAGCAGCUCGACAUUCAACGAUCGGAGUUAUGAAAUCCCCAUCGACAGGCAAUAAACAAGACACCAGGAAUGGUGUUAAUACCAAGCGCCAAGAACCAGCUCGUCCUGUAUCGACUUUCAUUUCGCCCUCCAAGUCAUCGUCAGUAUCAUCACCGAUAUCAUCUACCAAUCAGAAAACAUUCGUUUCCCGCUACGAAACCGUCAUCAAUUCAGACUCCGAAUCUUCCAUCUGUUCCACCACCUCGUCAUCAACCUCCGAGAAAAAGUCACGAUCAACACCGUCGUCAUCGAUCUCGUCUCGUUACGAGAUGAGAUCGCCCGUCGUCGAAAAACCACCGUCGUUCGUCAAGAAACCACAAAAGCUGUCGGCAUCGGAAGGAGAGUCGGCGACAUUGUCGUGCAUGGUUGAAGGUGAACCCAAGCCCGAGGUCACGUGGUCAUUUAGGGGGAAGCCCCUAGUGGAUGAAGGUCGGGUUGAAAUCUACCAGGAGAAAGGUACAUACUACCUAGAGAUCUUUGAUUUGGUAGGACGUGAUGCUGGACUUUACACCUGUCGGAUCGUCAACUCGGCUGGACGAUCAUCAGCUCUCGUUGAACUCGUCGUCAAUGCCAAGCCCAAGCGACCUCCUUUCUUCCUGCAGAAGUUGUCUGAUUGCGAGGUUCACGAGGCUGGGGCCAAUGGGCGUCUUCAAUGUAAGCUGGAAGGAGCCCCCGCCCCCGAGACCAGCUGGUUGAAGGAAGGCAAGCCACUAGAGGAGAGUGACCGGGUGCACUUUAUUCAGAGUGCUAACGGUAUCCAUGCAAUCAUCAUUGAUGACGUCACAGAAGAUGAUGAUUCUAUCUACACGUGUAUCGCCAAGAACAAGCACGGUCAGGUAUCCAGCUCUGCUGAGCUUAUUGUCGAAAUCGACCUUCCAUCCAAGAGUGAAGUAGACAGUAUUAUAAACACAUCUCUACAUAUAGAAGAGGAUGACAUACAACCCAGCUCCGUGACCGAAACCCCACCCGUUGCUGCCUCCUCUCCUGCUGUCCCUGAUCCGACCGUAUCCGCCCCUCAAUUCCUGGCCAGACCGAGCUCUGUAACAGCAGACCAAGCUAAAUCCGCACGAUUCAGCUGCUCAGUUUCGGGAUUUCCCCUUCCCGUAGUCACGUGGGCCAAGGAUGAGAAAAUCCUGCGGGAUGAAGGAAGAUUUGAGAUCUAUGAUGAGGGUCAAGAGUUCAUCAUGGAGGUCUUUGAGCUAGAGCCAGAGGAUGAAGGAUUGUAUACGGUCACUGCUGAAAAUCCGGCUGGCAAAGCUGCUACUGGUGCACAGCUUACCAUCAAUAGAACAAGGCUAGUUGAGCAGCCUCCUCCUCCAGCCCCUUACACGAACUCCUUGUCUUAUUCCGAUGUUCGUCAUGACGAGGCAGCGUCAUUAGAAGACGUUCCAUCUCUCAAAUCAGAACAACUCAUUCCUGAACCGAUCAGCGCCAACCUGACAGCCUUCCAACCCCCGUCUAGGAUCCCACCAGAGUUCCUAGCUCUCCCAACCCAACGGACAAUCACUGAACCCAACUCGGCAAAGUUCAACUGCCGUGUGGUGGGCGACCCGAAACCGACUGUGACUUGGAGUCGCAAUGGUGUCGUUCUCAGUGAUUCAGGGAGAUAUGAGCUCUAUGAGGAGAAGGAUGAGUUCGUCCUCGAGAUCUUCGAUACGACCACUGACGAUUCGGGGCUGUAUGUCUGCACGGCAACAAAUCUAGCGGGACAGAAGGCCGCUGAAACGAUGCUGACCGUAGAGAGUUCUGCUCCUAAAGGUACGAUACCAGAAUUCCUCGAAAAGAUGAGCGGUACCGCUGUGAGAGACGCCGACAAAGCAAAGUUCACUUGCAAGCUGCGAGGUAUACCGCCACCUAGCGUUCAUUGGUAUUAUCGCAACCAGGAGAUUGUCGGGAGCGAUGAGGUGUAUGAACUCUAUCACGAAGGCGAGAUCGCAUCUCUAUGUCUACCCGAAGUCCUCCCUGAGGAUGAAGGAGAGUACUCGUGUACGAUCAAGAAUGAUAUGGGAGAAACAUCAUGCAGUGCCUUCCUCAAAGUUCAAGUCGCAUCCCCCAAAUCAACUAUGCCAGAAUUCCUCCAGAAGCUCAAAGACAUCCAAGCCAUUGACGGUAGCCCCUUGUCUCUGCCCGUCAGAAUCAAAGGUUCACCGGCACCAGACGUCCAAUGGUUCUUCAACAAAGAGCAAAUAAAAGAAGACAAUGAUUUCAAGUUUGUUGUUGAUGGCGAUAGAUUAUCAUUGGUAAUCGCUGAGGUAUAUCCAGACGAUGCAGGCAUCUAUACGUGUAAGAUCUUCAAUUCGGCAGGUUCGGCUGAGUGUGCCUGUAAGGUGUUCGUACAAGCGAGUGACAUCGAAGGUUACCCACCAAAGUUUGUUCAGAAACCUCGUUCCAUCCACAUCGAUGAAGGAAGCAGUGUUACCCUCUCAUGCAAGAUCGACGGAGAACCUCUUCCCACCGUCACAUGGAUCAAAGAUGGCCGACCUAUCGAAGCAGGCCGAAGAUUUAAGAUGGAGUCUUCGGGUAUCUCCGGCACGACUCGGUCGCUGAAUAUCCCGACCGUUCUGGCUACCGAUGCGGGUAGCUAUACAUGUGUUCUACACAACCAGUCUGGUGGAGAUCAGUGCAGUGUGAACGUGGUUGUGAAACCACUGGAAGAGGAACAGACGGAUUUCAGGUCCCUUCUCAAAUCAAGACCUCGCCUCCAGAACAUUUCCAACUCGCCCAACAACGUCUCGAGCGACAAGAGCGAUGCUGAGCAGGUUGACUUCCGCCACGUGUUGACCCGUCACGUGAAUACAAGGAAGCGACCUUCAUUCAUCAAACCCCUGACCGAUAUCGAGGUCGUGGAGGGCGAGUCGGUGACCUUCGAAUGCCACGUGGAUGGUAUCCCGGAGCCGAUCAUCAUCUGGACGGCGAAUAAAAAGGAGAUCAAAGAAUCGAAAUACUUCCAGAUGAGCUAUAAAGAUACGGUAGCUAAGCUCCUGAUCGCCGAAGCUUUCGCAGAAGAUGAAGGUGACUAUGCCUGUACUGCAACCAAUGGUGUAGGAUCAGUUACUUGUGCUGCUGAGCUGACCGUACAAGAUGAAGAGAACGUGAAUGGUCUAAGGUUAUCGAUUGAUGAGCCGGCGAUCACUAUUCCUCAUCCAGACGAUCCUCCCCGCAGUGUGAUCGAAAGUGAUUGCACACACGACAAGGUAGCGUCCACAUUCAACGUUAGGCUUGCCAAGGCAGUCAACGGUACACCGCCCUCACCGCCCGCUCCAAUACAGCACAACACGAACACAAACAAUAACAAGGAGGUGAUCUCACCCCCGUCUGAGGUGCAGGAGAUAUCUCUCUCAUCAUUCACCAAAACUUCAUCGUCCAUCGAGGAAUCCACGUACUCAGCGUCUACACCUGAUACCACAGAAAGUGCGAUGGAUAAUCCCACCGCUGCCACCACUGCUACUGUGAAUGGAGACUCGACGGCGGCUCCUGCUACGGAUCCACCUUGCUUCCUGGAGCCACUGAAGGAUACCGCGGUCCUGGAGGAGAGCUCGGCCAUGCUCAAGUGCAAGGUUGUAGGGGAACCGGAACCGGACAUAUUCUGGUACAAAGAUGGAGUAGAACUGAAAGAUGACAGGAAAUAUAAGAUGGAUUUUCCAGAUGAUGACGUAGCUAUGUUGAUUGUGAGAGAGGCAGGGCUUGAAGAUGCAGGGGAAUAUACAUGCAAGGCUGUCAACUCAUGUGGAACAAAGGAAAGCACAGCAGAGAUUAUCGUCGAAGCUCCUGCCCGAAUCAAGGAUGCGCCGAAGACCCUGCAGGUCAUGGCAGGUCAUGACCUUUCAGUGACCUGUAACUUCGUAGCCAUCCCCGAGCCCGAUGUGGUGGUAUGGAGAAAGAAUCGGAAGACGGUCCAGGAAAGCGACCGUGUUAAGAUUGAGGAGACUGAUACGAGUACGACGUUGACAGUCACUAAGGCGACGCAUGAUGACAGUGGUCGAUACACUCUGCAGGUAGAAAACGACCUCGGGUCCGAUGACACCGCUAUCUAUGUCAGUGUAUUAGACAAACCCGACCCUCCUGUCGGCACGCCCAUCGCAUCCAAUAUCAGUCGACAGUCAUUGACGCUUUCAUGGACGGGAUCGAGUUAUGAUGGUGGUAGCAGGAUCACUGGAUACGUGGUCGAGAUGCGGACUGUCGAUGACGAGGCAUGGACAAAGGCAGACGUCGUGUCACACACAUCACACACCAUCGACAACCUCAAACCUGAAACGAAGUAUCUCUUCCGGGUCAGUUCGGAGAAUGAACACGGGAUCAGCAAGCCAGGUCAAGAGAGUGACCCCAUACUGACCGUAGUCGAGGAAAAGAAGAAGGUGGAUAUGAGGAAGCCAGUGACAGAGAAUGAUGCAGAAGAAGUCGAGUUCCGUCACGUGACCAUCAAACCAGAUAAAGACUUUUCAGACAAGUACCAGAUCAAAGAGGUCUUGGGAAAAGGGCGUUUCGGAACUGUCCAUAAAUGCAUCGAGAAGGUGACCGGCAAGGCGUACGCAGCUAAGAUGAUCAAAACCAUUAAGAGCACAGAUAAAGAAUCAGUCAAGAAUGAGAUCGAAAUCAUGAACAAGCUUCAUCAUGCUAAACUUCUACAAUGCCUGGAUGCUUUUGAGUCACCUAAACAGAUGAUUAUGGUCCUAGAGAUUGUGAACGGCGGUGAGCUCUUCGAAAGGGUGAUCGAUGACGACUUUGGGUUGACGGAGAGUGACGUCAUUGAGUUCAUGAGACAGAUAUGCGCUGGUGUACAUCACAUGCAUUCAACAAACAUCCUGCAUCUUGACCUGAAACCAGAAAACAUCCUGUGUAUAGACAAAACGGGUAGCCGGAUCAAACUGAUUGACUUUGGUCUAGCAAGGGACUUCAACCCAGCUCAAAGCACAAAGGUCAUGUUCGGUACACCAGAGUUCGUCGCCCCGGAAGUAAUCAACUACGAUGUCAUAGGUUUCACUACCGAUAUGUGGAGUGUUGGUGUCAUUUGCUAUAUCUUAUUGAGUGGAUUGUCUCCAUUCAUGGGUGAUAACGAUGCAGAGACACUGAAUAAUGUGACGCUAGCUGAGUGGGACUUUGAAGAUGAAGCUUUUGAUGCGAUCUCUGAAGAUGCGAAGACAUUCAUCGAGGGUCUCUUGAUCCAGAAGAAAGAGGAGAGAAUGACAGCGGCUGAGUGCCUCCAACACCAUUGGCUUGUCACAGACUCUAAAGAACUCAAAUGCAACAAGAUUAGUACCGCUAAACUCAAAAACUUCGUGGCAAGACGGCGAUGGCAGCAGUCAGAUUCAAGUGAAUCUAAUCAGGAAUCAACAAAUGAAGACUCGGCUGAUGAAAUAAAAACAGCUACAGCAGUGCGAGCUAUUGGAAGGAUGGCGUCCUUGUCACUAUUCGGUAGCAGCAAGAAAUCUGGUGAGAAUAGCGGAAGCCUCAUGCGAAGCCAAUCAUCGCCCUCAUCGUCAAAAGACAAACCACCAUCCACCCCGACCACUCCGCCAAUCAUCACGGAAGCUGAUGAUAAAGCGACCAAAGAUGAUGCCGAGAGGAGUGCGAUGUCCACAUGCGACGACGAGGCCAAACAAGAGGUGGCGGAAACGAUUGUUAGUAAGGAACAGGAGAAAGAACAUGCAACGAUGAACAAUAGGGAUCAUAAGAUCACAGAGAGAGAUACGAAAGCGAAUGAGCGACAAAACGGCGAUGAUGAGAGCGACGAUGACUCGGAUAAUGACGUUGAGGAUGACGUCGAUGGUCCAGGUAAGAAGGAUUUAAAUCAGAACAUUCCAGGCGCACCUCAUUUCCUCAAAGAAAUCAUUGACCAGGAAGUCUUCGAAGGCGACAGCGCCCGCUUUGAUUGCAAAGUAGCAGGCGACCCAGAACCUGAAAUCAAAUGGUUGCAAGAUGGCGUCGAGAUCGAGGAGAGUUCACGGUUUAUCUUUGAUUGCGACGAUGAUGGUUCAUUCUCCCUCAUCAUCAGGAGGAUCCAGGAAGAUGAUGAGGGUGAGUAUUGUAUCAAAGCAACCAACUCGAAAGGGGAAGCUGUCUGCAUCGGUGACUUACUCGUCGAAGUCUUUUAAACACUUCUCAAAAUUAUGGACAAAAUCUGCUAAUAAUGACACAAUCAGAAAAGGAGAUUGGAUUAGACUGUUUUUUACGUUGUAGAUAAUAAUAGAUAUAAAUGUAGAUAUGUCUCAGAUAAUCAGUGUUUAGAAUUUAAGACUGUACAGAUUAAUACAUAGUUCAAUUGUUUUGAAUGAAGACUGCUGUAGAAGAAAACUUGGCAAUGUGUCCUUAUGGAAAUGAGUUAUGAUAAUCCCACCUGCAGACGUUGUAUAAUGGAGAUAUACCAUGAAAGUUUUAAUCAUCGUGAAGCGAAAGUUAACAAAGUGUCUUAUAUUAAUUUCAGCGAUUUCCACAAAAACGGGAGUAUCUGUUAGUUACCGAAAGUAGACAUGUAGAAGCAUUAUACUCCCUAAUGAAUGUUUUAAUGUGAAUUUUUUGCCAAAAGUUUUCAUCAUUGCUUAGGUAGGGAUGUAAAAAAGAAAAAUAAUAAAAAAAUCGUUGAGAGUAGAAUGAUUAGAAUACCAUAAUAGACAGGAAAUAUAAUUUCAUGAGGAAUACAGGUUGAAAAAUAUAUAUAUUUUUUUUGUUUACGAAAUCAUAUUGUGUGACGCGUUGGAACUGUAUUCGGGUAGUAUACUUUCCAACAUGCCAAAUACUUAUUAGGAUGAUGUCUUUAAAGUAGACAAUAUGCAGCAUAAAUAUAUGUGUACUUUUCAUAAUCAAGAGAUAUUAUCGCAAAUGUAUUACAUUGUUUAGUACAGAUGUAAACUGCGUAAGUAGAGAUUGUGAUAGUGUACUUGCUAAUAUUUUAUAUUUUAUUUCAAACUAAGUCUAUGAAUCCACGAUACAAUGCCUUAUCCGUAUUGUAAAGAAAUAUUUAUCAGCAUUCAUCACCCCCUCCCGUCUCUCUCUCUCUCUCUCUCUCUCUCUCUAUCUAUCCCCCCUCCUCCUCUCUCUCUCGCUCUCUCUCUCUCUCUCUCUCUCUCUCUCUCUCUCUCUUUAUCUGUAAUCGCGGGGAGAGGGAGUUGCACAAUGUUGCGUUUGAUGCCUAUGCUCAACAUAAAAGAAGGUGACGUAAACGACACGAGAAACAUUUGACAGGCUGUCUAUACUACACUGCCCCUAAUCUUCUUUUAGGAGUAGGAUGGCAUUUUGCUAAGAAACUGCAGUUUAAGUCCUAAAUGUCACGAACUUGAUUUUAGCACUGAGAUAUUCCGACAUUGACUUUUGUUUUUUAUUUUGUGUUUUUAUCAGAUGACACCUUAUUUGAUAUGUGACAUCUUCAUUUUAAUAAUGCUUGUCGUGUGUCUACUAUAAGAACUUUGAAGUGUGACGUAACUUGGAUAUACAGGUACAUGUAACAAGAAUUUUGCCUCAUCACAAUUAUGGUAUUUCAUUAUAUGACAUAAGUAUGUAUUUGUAAACUUAUCAUUUUAUUUGUUGUAAAAUUGUUGUAAAAUAUAUGAAAUGUGACUGAUAUAGCCCACUCCAGCAUUCUUUGUUUUCAUUCCUCAUGGUGCAUGAUGACCGAAUCAGUUUUGUCAUUCCUAUAUUGCGACACUUCCAUUAUGAUAAUGCGAUUCCACUUUUAAAAAAUAAUUCCAUAUUAAAUAAAAGAGUGUGUGUAUAUAGUUUAUUGUUAUUUUGAUGAGUAUAGAAUUUAUUUUGCACAAGUUUGUCGGUAAUGAAGAAUUAACUGUGAGGACGAUUUAUUUUUGUGUUUAUGAUGUAAUUAUUGGGAGCUUGUAUGCAUGUCAUGUCAAUACGUAGCAUAAGACGAUAAAGUCAAAUUAUUAAUUUGAAACAAUCAUACCCAACAAAUAUUUGUUACUAUUUGUAUCGAUUUCUAUGUUCUUCCAUCUUAUAUAAUAUUCGCAAUGAGUAGUGAGUUCAUAUUAAAGCUUUACAUAACAUAAACGAUUCAUGGCUUACAUAUUAAUAUUAUCUCUAUGUAUUCCGGAACUUUAUUGUAUAUUUUGUACAUAAAUUUCAGAAAAAAACUGUACGCAUUGCUAACAAGAGCUAAAAUAGAGCAAUUAAGACUCGCUUUGUAAACAUCAAGUUGUGAUAAUUGCUUCCUUAUAUGGUAUCGAUAUUACGAAUAUACUAUGCAUGUCGUCACUACUGGCUAUUUACGACAUUAUUGUCAUUUUAUUCAUAAUGAAUAAUCAUCAUCAUCAUCAUCAUAGAUAUUAUGAUUUUGUAACCUUUUCUGAAAUGUAUUAAAGACAGGUUUAAAAAGGAAA
Molecule: messenger RNA, 11748 nt
Organism: Strongylocentrotus purpuratus (purple sea urchin)
Lineage: Eukaryota; Metazoa; Echinodermata; Echinoidea; Camarodonta; Strongylocentrotidae
Product: myosin light chain kinase, smooth muscle
Exons: 30
Coding region: 355-9516 (3053 amino acids)
Biological process (GO): protein phosphorylation
Molecular function (GO): protein binding; protein kinase activity; ATP binding
Source: RefSeq, a predicted model, not a curated record